AUGAAUCCUUUCAUAUUAUGCAGAAAACUUAAAUUCACUUUGGAACAUAACUCUUCUGGAUUACCAAUAUAUCUAGACAGCAGUACGGGUGUACUACGUGUAAGUCAAUCAUUAUGGCAAAAACAAAAAGAUAAAACACUAUUACUAAAUGUCACUGUAAAAAGUAUUGAUCAUGAUAAGUUUUCAGACAGUGCAUUGGUUAUUAUCUCAUGGAAAGAUGAAUACGUAAACGGAAACCAUAACAACAAAACUGGUUAUGAUAGACGAGAUCGCGUCCCUGAAGAGGAUGAGAAACAAAUGUCAAAAUUAAAGAUAGUUACACGUUCACUUAUCGGAUCACAAUCUAUUGAACUUGAAUUAACCCGAGAGGACAUCAAACCUACAGAGAAUGUUUGUCAUGGUCAAGCAUGGUCAAUUACUGCGAAGAUUAUAUUCCCGCCUGGUAACCACAAUGUUCAUAUUGAAUUAUUAGCACCAAGAUACGUUAAUGAUGUUUGUGGCUACGUCAAAUAUUUUGGGGUUUCAUUUAUUGGUCACCAUAUAAAAAUAGGUAAAAUCAAUUUAACUAAACUAAAUCAUCUUGGAACUACUCCUGAUGAUUCGGAGCAACUUCAACAAAUCAUAUUGGAAUUUGAAAGCGUAGAAGUGGAAAAAGCAAUAAGUUCAAUACCCGAUCCAUUUAGUGUAUAUCUGAAAUUUGCUGUGAUAAUGUUGGAAACUGUUAGUUUGCCUGUGGACGCAAAACUAAAAGCCGGUAUUCUUUUGGGAACGAAGGACUUAAUAUUUAUUGGUUCGCUCAGAAUGAUAUAUUCGAAGACAUGUCCAACACUUCCAAUUGAACUCAAUAUUUCCUCGUACCCAAAGAAGAUGGUACCAACCGACAUCACUGUUGUGACUGCGGAUGUAUUUUUACCAAUCCUAAAUGAAAACUACACUUUUUCAGUUUAUUCAGUAGGUCAAUCGGCAACAAUCGCUUCAUUGAAUUUAGAAAAAGGUGAGGGAUUCAAUAAAUAUGAGGCUAAAUCUAUGAUGAAAAGUACUCAAGAAGAAGUACUGAGUGAUUCAAUUAUCACUAAAAGAAUUGAUAUAUUUGUCAAAGAACUGCGUAAUACCUACGGACUUCUUUACCAUGCUUCAAGAGAAAGCAAGACUGUUAAGUUGGUUGUUUAUAUACAAAUAUUGAAUAAACCGUCAACUAGAGUGAUAAUUGGUUUUCGUAUUCACGCUUCUAACAGAAAAGUUAUCUAUAAAGAAUGUAAUAUACCCAUUGUUGCAAAUUCUAAUGACAAGGGGAAGUUUCAGGCUUCAUACAUUGUAAACAAUCAUUCAGCUGAAGUUGAAACAGAAAAAGUUGGUGAAAUUAACUUUAAAAUCAGUUUUCCAUCCAAUUCAAUGCAAACAUAUUCACUAAAACUAAAAUUUAAUAAGUUUAUACUUGGGGAAAUAUGCUAUGCAACUAUUACAGAUAUUGGCACUGGAAUUAGGCAAAGGAUUAUUGGUAUGAGGCUGCACACAAGUUAUUCAACGCAUGGAAUAAAUAAAUUAAGAUCUGAAGCCACAGUUUAUCUGGGAUUAGUGGAAAACCCAACAGAUGACACAACUAAACACUACAUUACCUUAAAUGUAAAAAUAAAGCCCCAUCAAGAGAAGAGUUUUCCUAAUGUAUUCACUACACAACUAAUAACUGAUUUUAUUUUAAGUUCAGGUCAAAAAGAAACCUCAUCAUUGUCUUUUAAAGUUACUAAUUCUAAGCCACAAGUUAUUCCAUCCCAUAAAAGGCCUAUAGCUGUCCUAACUGUUCUCAAUCCAACAACAAAUGUUCGUACAGAAAACUAUUAUACAACAGUGUUUGCCGUUAUUACUUGGUCUGUGAUGAUUUUAUACAGUCCAGUAAGCAUAAUUCUUCAAAUAUCUUCUCAUGAAUCGGAGCUAAUCGAACAGCAAUUUUGUUCAAUAGGUAAAGCUUUAGAAACAGUUGUCCCAAUUAAUGCUGAAAAAUCAAUUAAAAAUAAUGUUGGACGUAUUGAGCUACCUUCAGUUUAUAUACAAUCAUUUGGUAAUUAUACUAACGAAGAACGAUCAAUGACAAUAAAAUAUGUAAUACAAAUCAAUGAAAUUAAGGAUAUUAUACUAAGUCUUGAUAUUCUAUUUAGUGGAGAAAAGAUAUCAAAAGAGAUCACAUUAGCACGUAAAACUGAUACACCUCAAUCUGCACUUUCUUUAAAUGAACAACCAUCUGGACUACUGCAAAGUCUUCUAAUUAGUCGUGCAGAUAAUUAUCUUCAUCCAGAUUCAUUCAGCAUUAUUAUGGCAAGUGUAGUCAUUUCUCCAAGUGCUAGACAACAAUGCUCUAUGAAAAUUGAAACAUCUAAAGUUCAGAGUGAAGUCAAUUUUAUUGAUCCUAAAAUUUUGGAUACUGGUUUGGCAAUAACAUCUCAUAAAUUUCAAUUUAAUGUAUCAAACAGCAUAGUAUAUAUAGGGAUUGGUAAUCAACAAUUCGAAGAUAAUCAACAAGCAAAUGGUGCGGUUACCAAAAACGAACCAACAUCUAUUAACAUUAUGAUUCCGUUAAACAUUACUUCCACCGUUUCUAAUUCCAUCGAUCUGAAGCUUGUUUUAUUUGGUGAAAAGCAAAAUUAUGAAUUCCCAUUUAUGUUUAAUAUUGGUCCUUUGCAGACUAUUCCACCUACUGCUCUCUUAUCAAUAACAUAUGAAAUUGACGCCAUAAACAUUGAUGAACAACCGGAUCGUACCGAUACGCCUCUUACUCCUGGUGAAAUUGGACGAAUUUACAAUCGAAUUUCUUUAAAUUUACCGAAAUGUGAAGAAUAUCAAAUAUCAUUUUCUACCUUACCUAACUCUCCAUGGCCAGUUGAUAUAAUUGAUAUCCUUAUUUUGGAUGUUAGUAAUUACAUUUGGAUUUCCGAUUUGUCAGAUUAUCAAGUUAUUAAAUAUAGUAGACCUGGUUCACUUACAACUGAUUUGGCUUCAGUCAAACUAAUGAUAUGUGCUCCUGCUGGGUUCGGAAAUGAGGUACGGGUUGAUGUAUUUAUUCGCCCAUGGAUUCGAAACAAUAAUGAGAAAUUAAAAAGUCAGCAAAGUGUUACAAUCAUUGGAAAUGUAAAAAUUAGCAGGAUUAGCUCUGAAUUUAAUCUCACUUCAUGUAUAUUUAACGUUUCUUCGGAGAAAAGUAUGAAGCAAUACAUCCCUGAAAAUAAUAAUAUACCUUUAAAUGCUAAACAGAUACUUAUCGUAUCGGCUAAUACAACGGACAACUUAUCUCGAGGAGUAGGUGAAACCACUAAAUUCACAUUCUUUAUUCAAAUCCCAGAAAAUUCUAAAUUGCCAAGCUGUUCAGUUGUAUUUAGGUCCGGCUAUAGCAAUAUAAAUAAUGAGUCAGAAUUGACUAUUUUGAAUGUAGAUAUAGAAUAUGGAAAUGUUUUUCGAAACUCACAACGAGAGAAAUUUAGAGUUGAAUACACAUCCAAGUAUCUUAAUGGACAGAAUGAUACAGCAUCAGUUGAUUUCGGCAAUCUGGUCAACCCAAGCAAUUUCAAUGAACACUCUAAAAGUAUCAUAAGAAUUAAUGUCAUUGCUCGUGUGUCCGAUAGCAGAGUGGUAAACAGUGGAUCAAAAACAAAGUUAGGAAUGACAGCAAAAUUCGGAAGCUUGUCAGGAACUACAGAAGUUUUUCAAGUAAUCAAAAGAAAUGGAAAUGAACGAGCAAUCAUUUCUAUGAAUUUACAGGAGAUACAUGAAAUUGGAAAAGAUAAACAAUUUUAUGGUGAAGGGGAUAUACUUAUAUUAAAUCUAGAAAUGAAAAUGGAACGAAACUCCUCUCUUGAAUGUUCCAGGCAUACACUGAAUGUUUAUCCUGGAGUGAGUGUGAAAAAUGUAGACGUUUCACCGCUUCAGCCAAAUCUAUCAUUCAUGUACUACAAAGUGCCAAAUACCAAACAGUCUGGCCCACUUGUAUUUAAAGGAAAUUCCUUUCGCUUUGAUAAUGCAAUCUCGGUCAAAAUCUAUGUCUACUUCAAAGACCAAAUAUUUUUACCAUCACAAAAAAAUACGGCAAAAUAUACUGUCGUCGCAGAGCUUGUUUGUAUUUCCACAAACAGACCUCAACAAGUUAGCCCAUACAUCAGUAGAUUUAUGAGUAAAAGAACCCUUACACUUGCUAGCACAAAUUUCAUCAAUAUUACAAGGAAAAAAUGUGGUAAUGUUGUAAAACUUACAGAAAAGCAAAAUAUUCAUAAUUGUUCAGUUAAUUCAUUGUCUACAUUGAGCAUACAUGACACUGUAGGAGGAUCACAAUCAAAUUCUCUUAUUUCACAUCAACCUAUAACCAUUCUCUUCGAUCAAUUAGUAUAUGUUAGUCAAAUUAAUCCUAUUUCACUAGAUUCAAAUAAUAAAAUAAAAAUAUUAAAUGUUUCAACAACUGCCGAUGGAAUAUUAUUUAAACACAUUGUGACGAUGAAGGAGAGUAUAAAACAACCGUAUAUGGAAAAUAUAUACUUUAAUCCUCUACUUUCUACAAGAGGAUUACAUUUUAUCACUAUUGACGCUCAAGAUAAUACGCGAAAUGCCAACUUUUCAGUUGAAGUUUAUGGUUGUAGUGCUAUUUGGGAUCCUCUAAAGUUCGAUCCUUGUUCAAAAAAAUUUGUUGAAAAAAACAAUGAAAACAAACCCUUAAAAACUAUAUUAAUGACUAAAGAAUUUAUCUUCUAUUGUGAAGUAUCACCGCUGAAAAUCAGAAACAUUACGAAUGAAAAGCAUUGUUUUAUGAUUACAGGAUCAUUUCCAAUUACUCUAACAGACAUGGGACAUGAAAUAAACGAAAUUAUAAUGUUACUAAAACCAAGUAAUGUUAUCGUGGGAAGAAACAGUCGUAACAAUAGUACACUUAUAAGUGAGAAUAUGGGAAAGUCAUGGAUAGUUACAAAUCAAUGGAAAUUGAAGAAUAUGUUGUCACAAUCAUCUGAGAUUAUUAAUUCUUAUGAAACUCCGUGGUUCAAUAUUCAAAAUAAAUCCUGUGAUGACGUUACUAUCAGUCUAUGCAAUCCAGGUGGUGAUCCAUGGAAAUUUUGUUACAGCGGUAUAUCAUGGGGCAAUCGACUGAUCACAAAUUGGAAUGAUCGCCAUAUAACUUAA
Messenger RNA from Schistosoma guineensis, 5151 nucleotides. The record is from the annotation of a GenBank genome assembly. NCBI's taxonomy places the organism in Eukaryota, Metazoa, Platyhelminthes, Trematoda, Strigeidida, Schistosomatidae.